GAAUCAUUCCAUUCCACCCAACCUCCUCCCCCCUUCCUCCUUCCCUUCCCCUCCCCUUCCAUUUUUCCAGACCCCCAUCCCCCCACUCCCACAGCGUCCGUCCAUCACGCGCCCCAAACCCUAGCGCCGACGAUGGGGUGCGCGCACGGCAAGUGCUGCCUGCCGCGGGGCGACGGCGGGGGGCAACGGCGGGACGGAGGCGGGGUCCCGGGCGGCCGCGGCGGCUCCGCCCUCGGCCGCGCGGCCGUGCCGGGGGCGGGCCUGGUGCUGGAGUACGCCACGCUGACGGUGGACGGCCUCUACCCGGACUCCCCGGGCCGGGAGUCGCAGGACGCGCACCUCGUCGCCACGCGCUUCGCGGCCGACCCCGACCUCCACCUCUUCGCGGUCUUCGACGGCCACGGCGCCUGCGGGGCCGCCUGCUCCGGCUUCGCGCGCGACGCGCUCCCGCGCCUCCUCCUCCUCGCGGCCGAGGACGACGGCGCGGGCGGGAGCCUCCUCGCGACCGACCCCGCGGGCGCGUUCCGGGCGGCGAUGAUUGGGGUCAACGAGGAGAUGCACGCGGCGGCGGCCGUGGACGACUCCAUGAGCGGGACCACCGCCGUGGCCGCCCUCGUGGCCGGCGCCACGCUCCACGUGGCCAACGUCGGCGACUCGCGCGCCGUCGCCGGGGUCUGGCGCGACGGCCGCGUCGCCGCCGAGGACCUGUCCUGGGACCAGACCCCGUUCCGCGCCGACGAGCGCGCGCGCGUCAAGGCCUGCGGCGCGCGGGUCAUGUCCGUCGAGCAGGUGGAGGGCGUGCGCGACCCGGACGCCGAGGGCUGGCUCGCCGACGAGGGGGACCCGCCCCGUGUCUGGGCACGCGACGGGCUCUACCCGGGCACCGCCUUCACGCGCAGCCUCGGCGACCUCGCCGCCGAGGGCGUCGGGGUCAUCGCCGACCCUGAGGUCAAGACCGUCGAGAUCACCCCGGCCCACCUCUUCUUCGUCGUCGCAAGCGAUGGCGUCUUCGAGUUCCUCUCCAGCCAGGAAGUCGUCGACAUGGUGGCUAUGCAUCAAGACCCUCGAGAUGCUUGCGCAGCAAUCGCUGCAGAGUCAUACAAACUAUGGCUAGAGCAUGAAAACAGGACGGACGAUAUAACAAUAAUCAUCGUGCAUAUCCGGGAUGCUCAAAAUUCAGGUCCUGCAGGGAGUGACAAGGAGAACUCCAGCAGCACCGGGGCGCCGAUAGCAUUGCACACGGUGCAGUCAGAGCUACCUGUAUUUGUACCGUCGGAGCUGCCUGUAUUUGUGCCGUCAGAAGCAAGUCACCUGAACGGAGUAGCUGCUGCUGAACUGCGGCGGCCAUCCUCCUCCAGCUCUCCAUCGGAACGACGCCUCUCAUGCGUCGCUCCUUCGCCUACACACCCUUUGUUGGAAGCUUCCAGGCCGACACAAAUGGACAGUGGCAGGACAUCCCAACCAGUCGAAGCUCGGCAUCCAAGGGAAGGUGGUAACAAGCUGGAACAACCGUUGCAGCUGCAGCGGGCAAUCUCCUGCUGAUCAUGCAUGUGUCCUCUGGCUUAAAUCUUACAACAGAAGCGGCAGCACACCCCGUCGCCAUCCUCCGUAAGGUCUCGCCCUAAUCUAGUUUCUCUUUUGUCAGUAUUUCGCUUAGAAAGCUGUUUGACAUCCUGGGCGGUGGCCGGGUGUGAUGCAGGCUCGCCAUGGUUGUUCCGCACCGGUUGGAAGUCUCGGCGCCAUUGCUCGUGUUUUCUAGAGCACCUGCUGACCGACAAUGCAAAGGUUCCUGACCCAAACAGGGUCGUUUAACAGCAUAGGGAUUGAUGGGCUUGCGCAUGUGGCCUUGGGACGCCGCCAAGCGUUAACUGGAAUGGAGUAUUUGUUAUUUAUGACAUCAUGUUAAGUUGAUGCUUGCCGUCAUAUGUGCUGAUGCUACAACAAAUAGUUGUCGCUUCUUUUUAACGAAAGGGAGGGGGUCAUUGUGAGUUGGAUAUCUGUGAGAAGUACGUUAAUAUAUCCGUGAGAUGAGAAA
Molecule: messenger RNA, 2035 nt
Organism: Hordeum vulgare subsp. vulgare (domesticated barley)
Lineage: Eukaryota; Viridiplantae; Streptophyta; Magnoliopsida; Poales; Poaceae
Product: probable protein phosphatase 2C 65
Exons: 4
Coding region: 133-1542 (469 amino acids)
Biological process (GO): protein dephosphorylation
Cellular component (GO): nucleus; cytosol
Molecular function (GO): protein serine/threonine phosphatase activity; cation binding
Source: RefSeq, a predicted model, not a curated record